Messenger RNA from Gossypium arboreum, 1054 nucleotides. Its product is annotated as repetitive proline-rich cell wall protein 1-like. Bases 52 to 834 code for a protein of 260 amino acids. The transcript has a single exon. Lineage: Eukaryota; Viridiplantae; Streptophyta; Magnoliopsida; Malvales; Malvaceae. The record is from RefSeq and is a predicted model, not a curated record.
ACCAUUAUAAAAAGGGCUCUUCACAUAGCAUCAUGGAAAGCAAACAGCUCAAUGAUGUCUGCCACACACUUGCUAAUAUUGCUACUUGGAGUGGCCGCUCUAGCCACUCCCUCUUUUGGCACCUAUGAGUCUCCCAACUAUGGGAAGCCCCCUACUCCUGUUUAUAAGCCUCCUAAGGUGAAACCCCCACCUUAUGAACAUAAGCCACCUGUCUAUGAACCUCUAAAGAAAGAAAAACCUGAGCAUAAGCCACCUGUCUAUGAACCUCCAAAGAAAGAAAAACCUGAACCCAAGCCACCGAUGUAUGAACCACCAAAGAAGGAAAAGCCCGAACCAAAGCCACCAGUUUAUACACCUCCAAAGAAAGAGAAGCCUGAACCCAAACCACCAGUAUAUGAACCACCAAAGAAGGAAAAGCCUGAGCCUAAGCCACCAGUUUAUACACCACCAAAGAAAGAGAAGCCUGAACCCAAGCCACCAGUGUAUGAACCACCAAAGAAGGAAAAGCCUGAGCCUAAGCCACCAGUUUAUACACCACCAAAGAAAGAGAAGCUUGAACCUAAGCCACCAGUGUAUGAACCGCCAAAGAAGGAAAAGCCCGAGCCAAAGUCACCAGUUUAUGCACCUCCAAAGAAAGAAAAACCAGAACCCAAACCACCAGUUUAUCAGCCUCCGAAGAAGCCACCAGUUUAUGAGCCUAAACCACCAAAGCCACCGGUUUACACACCACCAAAGAAAGAGAAGCCAAAAUCUAAACCACCAGUACAUGAGUCUCCCAAGAAACCACCAUACAGUCACUAUCCAGGACACCCUCCAUUGGGGAAGCCUCAAUAGAGAGAUCCCAUCGGCUAGCCAUCCCAAGAACUGAGCUACUAUGGCUAUAUAGAAAAAUUAGUAUCUAUACAAUAAGAGUUGCUUCCUACUCAUGUUCCAUUUUCUUGUAUGUCAUGUUGUAAUGUUUUCUUUUACCAGCGAGAAUGCCGAUGGCAGUACUCAUUGGAAUGCUUAUUUUAUGUCUUCUUGUUUCUCAAUGAGCAAUAUCCUGAUUUCAACA